GAGCGCAGAUUACUUGGAGGGCUGAGCCUCAUCGGCAGGUCUCGUACACACUUGCAUGUGUGUGUGUGUGUGUGUGUGUGUGUGUGUGUGUAUGGAGCUUAAACUUUAGAAGCACUCACACUCUCUUCCCUCAUUCUCUUCCUUCUCCCGCUCUCCUAAUUCUCCUCUCCCCUCCUCCAGAACACCUUUGGGUGGUUUUCUUUGCUUUCAUUCUUUCCCUUUCCCUCUCCAGCCUCACAAGCUUUCUUUGCUUCUCUGUCAGACUUAAAGUUGGGGGAUAGCCUGAGACCUGAAUGUGGACGGGGCGAGAUGCUGCUGAUGCUCUAGCUGCUCAAGCUCCAUGCCUCCUUCAGAGUCCACGAAAGAAAACAAGACUUUAAGUGAGGCGGAGAGCAACUUCAUUCCGUAAACUGUUUCCAUCACCAGGCACUUGCUUUUCUGAAGGUCUGGAGCUCUUUUUAAAUUUUUUUAAACGGCACAAUGUGGACCAAGUUGUGCCAACUUCUUGCACAGUUGCUUCUCCUGGAAGUGUUGCUCUCUGUGGUGGACAGUAAAGGAACUCUGUAUGGAGGCCACAUCAAUCCUUUCUAUGGAAACAGAUACAACCUCUACAAGGCCGGACUCAGCCCUCACCACUCACCAAACAAACCCAUGACCCGUCACAAAAACCACUGCGCCUACAUGGUCCAGAGAAACAUCACAUGCAUCAUGCAGGAUGGAGUGGAAACCUACGUGAAGGCAGAAUAUACCACAAAGUGCAUCUGGGGCCAGAAAUGUCCUGUUGUCAUGUACAGAACAUUUUUUAUGCCCAAGUACAAAGUAGGAUUUAAAACUGUGACAGAGCUCGAGUGGAGAUGUUGUCCCGGGUUCUCUGGAGAAGCAUGCCACGAUGGGCCGACAUCACUACCUGACAUCAUAGGUCCAAGUUUACCCCAUCGUCCAGGAAUCAAAGGCUUCCCCCAUGGCCCACGAGCCCCUGUGGACCAGAAGCCUGAAGGAGGUCAGCUAGAGCCUGGCAAACCUUUCCCUGAUGUUCCGACUGGACAGCUGCUUCCUGGGAGAGGAAAACCUAACUACGGAAACAAAUUCAGCACCACAGGUGUCACAGGUGAACGUUUGGACCGCAUGGAGGAGGACCUGCGCCGCCUCACUCAGAGUCUCGACACCCUGAACGGGGUGGUAGUCGGUCUGGAGGACCGACUGCGUACAUCUCUCCGAGAAGACACCAAUAAAAUUCUUGUGUCACUUCUGCCCAACACUCCACGGGUGCACGACGCCACAGUGGGAUUUGGUGUGAUCCCAAAUGGGACCCCUGAUGGUCUGGAAGGAGGAGAGACCUACCCUGGAUUUGGAAACUUAGAAGGAAGAGUGACAGAAGUGAGGGAUGAGCUGCGAGCCAAAACACACAUUCUGGAGGAGAUUCAGGGAAUGGUCCUAGGACAUGAUGGCCAGCUGAAGAAGCUGUUGGAGAAAGCCACGGGUAAACCCAUCCAUGAACUUGACUCUGUCUCUGUUCUGGAGGAAAUCUUGGACGCUAGGCUAGCUCGAGUGAGAGCUGACAUCCUGGAUGGUUUUGAACAACGUCUGAUUGGCCUGGAGAACAACUGUGAUGCGAAGAUUGGGGAGGUGAAGAGGCAGUGCCACAGGGAGCACAUGGAUGGUCAGGAAAAGAUGCAGCAGUCUCUGGAUGGCAGAGAAACUGGGAUCAGAGAGGAUUUGGGUUCUCUCCAAGCUCAGAUUCAGGGCCUAACUCUCACUGAGAGCUGCUGUGGACAGGUGAACAGCUUGUCUCAGCGCAUGCUGCUGCUGGAGGAGGCGGUGAAAGAUUUGACAGAAUCUCAGAGCCAGCUUCAGACAGACCUCACCGGACAAUGCAUCCAAAUAGAGACCCUAAUCGAGACCCGGUUGGCGGACAUUGAGGGCAGACUCAAUGCUACCUUUGGUGGACCAGAUGGAGUUGAUGGGCUUCCUGGUAUUCUUGAUGGCUUUAGGACUGUGCUGGAAGACAAGCUUAAGACCUUGGAGGAGAGAGUGUUUGUUGCUGUAGAGGAACUAAGUAAUGCCACCAGUCCGGCUCUUCUGGAGGGUCAAGUGGUCCCUGCACUGGAGACAGAGAUCGAGUCUGUGAGGAGAAGAGUGGAAGGAGACCUGGGUGGAAUUCAGAAGCAGCUGAUUGAUCUAGAGCUACUUUGCACCUCCUCUUGUGCACCAUCCACCCCACCAGAAGGGGGUAUUGAGGGUACUGCAGUAGAAGAAGAGUGCAAGGGAAUGGGAAAGAAGAUGACGGACCGUCUAGACUCCCACUCUGAUCAGCUGGAACACCUAAACAACACCUUGCACAACCUGCUACUCCGGAUUGCUCAGGAGGACACAGAGGGCACCGUCCAGGGAGAGAUCACGCUGUUAAAGGUCAACAUCAACUCUGUGAAUCGCACCCUGAAGGGCCUAAAGGACUCGAUCACUUUUAUUGCAACUGAAGUAGGUCAUGCUAACUCAUCAUGGGAGCAUAGAGAGCAUCAGCUGGUCAACCAGGUGCAGGGAAUCACCAAACUCAUGGGUCAUCAGGCCUCCCUUCUUGGAGCUGGUGAGAGGCGGCUGAUACAGCUGAAGGGAGAGCUGGCGGCCUUAAAGAGGCAGUUGUCAGGAGGGCUGCAGGGCUGCCGCAGCACGGCGCUGGAGGUGCACAAAGAGGUGAAGGAUGUUGGCAGCAGGGUGAGCCAAGUGGAGGGCCAGUGCAGCAGCCUGGGGCAGCUGGCAGAACACCUGGAGAGGAUCAGGGCAGAGCUGGAGAGGCACUCUGACUCCUACCUGGCCCAGAUGAAUGGGACCCUGGCCAUCCAUUCAGAGCAGCUAGCUGAGCUGAAAGGAGAGAUCAAAGACUGCGCAGCCAAAGAAGCCACCGACCAAAAGGAGACAAGUAGCAACUGAGCUGCAGGUUUUGAAAGAAAGACUCUCUGUAUGUGUUUUUAAUUAGUCUCAAGUGUCUUCCUCUGCUUCUGUCCUCUCCUCCCAAACCAUGUCUGCACAGAUACAAAUGAACUCAAAUGUAAAAGUGAUCCCCCUUAACGUUCUUGGCCCAGUGCCUCCAGUUGUGCUGGGGAUCUACUUAGCUGGUUUGAACCGAGGCAGAAGAAAGGGGCACGUAUGUGGAUGUAGAGCUUGUCAAUAGUUCCCUGAAGUAUUCUAUAGGGCAUUUUUUAUUAUAAUUGUUAAGUCAUUUUAACUUUUUUAACUUAUAUGAAGUGACUGCAUUGUUUUGGUGUAAAAAUACAUUUGUUUUGGGAUUGAUAACGAAUCAAAAUGCUGCUACGGGUUUCUGCUGACUCGCCAUCAUUUGUGUGGACACUAGUCUCUUCCAUUUAACAAAAUACUGUAUAUGUCGACCUGGUGCUAUCUACAUUUUUGUAAAUCUCUGUUUUACACACGUUUCAGAUCAGCUUACUUAGAUCUGCUUAUACGAUUGUUUGUAUUUCUUACUUUUCUAAGUCUCAAACAAGCUCCAUGCUUCACCACGAGGAGACGGUGGAAACACAUUACGUGGCAUGGAAGAAGAAAGAGAAAUAAAAUCUCAAGACUGAGGCUAAGAAAGAAAA
Molecule: messenger RNA, 3593 nt
Organism: Nothobranchius furzeri (turquoise killifish)
Lineage: Eukaryota; Metazoa; Chordata; Actinopteri; Cyprinodontiformes; Nothobranchiidae
Gene: emilin3b
Product: elastin microfibril interfacer 3b
Cellular component (GO): extracellular matrix
Molecular function (GO): protein binding
Source: RefSeq, a predicted model, not a curated record